This is a messenger RNA of Aspergillus glaucus CBS 516.65, 3252 nucleotides long. RefSeq lists its product as uncharacterized. The record is from RefSeq and is a predicted model, not a curated record. Lineage: Eukaryota; Fungi; Ascomycota; Eurotiomycetes; Eurotiales; Aspergillaceae. The coding region runs from base 1 to 3144 and encodes 1047 amino acids. The transcript has 4 exons.
AUGGCAAACAACAAUACUCACAAGAUCGGCCAAAGGCUUAUGGUCAAUGCCAUUGACGACAUCGCCGAGAAAGAUCCAGAGAGAACGGUUUGCAUCAUGCCGGAGACAACCGACAGUUCGGAUUCUUUUGUGAACCUGAAUUUCAGACAGCUUGCCCAUGCGGUGAAUUACACGUCUUGGUGGAUAGAGAAGUCUUUUGGGCGUCACAAUAGCUCUCCGCAAGAGACGUUGACUUAUCUUGGGGCGAAUGACUCUCGGUAUCUGAUUAUUGUUAUGGCUUGUAAUAAGACUGGUUAUCAGCCCCUGCUUUCCUCUACUCGAAACUCUCAGGCGGCACAACUCCGUCUCCUGGAAAUGACCGACUGCUCGAAGCUCGCAUAUAGUUCUGAGCGAAAGCAAAAGGCAGAGGAGAUCGAGGAAUGUCGUUCUGAUUUGAAGAAUGCACAAAUUCCAUCGUUAGCUGAGAUUCUUGCAAGCAAUACCGAAUUAUACCCCUUCACGAAGACAUUCGAAGAGGUCAAGAACGAUGUGGCUUUUAUCGCUCACAGCUCGGGAACUACUGGAUUUCCCAAACCAAUUCGCCUCACAUACGGCUACUUUGGCGCUCUGGACCAUGGUAGAUACGUCCCCAUCCCCGAAGGACGAACAGCAGGUGUACCAGAUCGAUUGACUCCCAACGACCUUAUCCUGUCCACGACUCCCUUCUUCCACAUGAUGGGCUUCUCCUUGAUGGUCAUGACCGUCUUCCAUGGAAUUCCUUGCGUGAUCUUACCCGACAAGCCGCUGUCGACUGACCUUUUGACAACAACCCUCAACUCGACAAAGCCAACAGCAGCCCUCUUUCCACCAUGUAUUCUAGAAGAUAUGACCGCAUCACCCGUAUCCAUGGAUGCUCUGUCGGGACUAAAACAUGUCUACUUUGGGGGCGGUCCUCUUUCUCCCGAUGCUGGACGUAAGGUCAGCGAACACACCAAGCUCGUUAGCUUCCUUGGGAUGACGGAGGGUGGUUGGGUAUUGUCGCUUGUUCCAGAGGAUAAAGAAAACUGGUCGUAUUUCGAAUGGAGUCCGACGUUUGGUAUCAAGAUGGAGUCAAUUGGCGAGGGUGGACUCGCGGAGAUGGUCUUGCAUAGACACGAGAGGCCGGAUCUGCAGCCCAUCUUCCACACAUUCCCUGAUAUUCCAGCAUACCACACGAAAGAUCUCUACUCGCCUCAUCCGACGAAGCCAGGUCUUUGGAAGUUCCACGGUCGCCUGGACGACGUGAUUGUUCUGAACAACGGCGAAAAGUUCAAUCCAGUCACCAUGGAGAAAAUCAUCGAGGGACAUCCUUUGGUCGCUCGAGCUGUCGUUGUUGGUCUGGGCAAGUUCCAAACAGCGCUCAUCGCCGAACCUAACUGGAACCAGGAAAUCCCAGAUGAGAGCCAGUUUAUUGAGGAGAUCUGGCCGACUGUGCAAGAAGCAAACCGUAUCAGCGUGGCUCAUGGUCGAGUCAUGAAGGAUAAGAUCGGAGUAGCGUCUCGCGACAAACCAUUCAGCACCACACCCAAGGGAAGCACGCAACGACGACUGGUAACGGAUAGCUACCAAGAUGAGAUUGAGGCUCUUUACAACAAGCGCGCAUCAGCUGAUGCCUGGGUUGAUGCAAUUUCGGGAGCUACUGAGCUAUCCGAUAUCGUCCAAGUUAUCCGUAAUAUGAUCUCGGAGGCUAUUAGCCUUUCACCAGCAGAGUUCACAGACCAGAUGGAUUUGUACAGUAUUGGACUGGACUCGUUGCAGACGUUGCAGCUGAGCACGAUUCUCCAAGUCGCGGGCUUCAAGACCUUCACGCCCCAGAUGGUCUACGCAAAUCCUAGCGUUGACAGGCUUUCCAAUCUUCUCUACGGUAUCGUUCACGGCGUUCAAACGGAGGAAGGCGCAACUUCGCGGUCUGAGCGCGUCGACACCCUGGUCAAAAGGUAUACGGAUGAUCUGCGUCAACCGGAGGUUGGCACAAACGGCGUGAGCAACGGCGUCAAUGGCACAGAGAAAAAACAUGCCGUCAUCUUAACCGGAUCUACGGGCUCCCUGGGCACAUACAUCCUCAACAACCUCUUGAACGACAACAGCGUUUCCAAGGUCUAUUGUCUAAACCGCACCACUGACGCCCAAGAACGCCAGACCCAGAGCUUCAAACAAAAGGGCCUAACAACCCUCGAAAGAUCUCAAGCGGAUAAAGUAGAAUUCCACACCGUCUCCCUUAACAAAGAACACUUCGGCCUUUCCGACACCACCAAAUACACCGAGAUGCUCUGCACAGUCGACACUGCCAUUCAUAACGCCUGGCGAAUGGACUUUAACAUCUCCGUCGAGUCUUUCCAGGACCAGAUUCAGGCUGUUCGCCGGCUGGUUGACUUCUGUAAACAGAGCACGCAUCACGCACACUUCUACUUUAUGUCCUCCAUUGGGGCUAUUGGUGAAUGGAAGCGUUCGGGCGGAGAUACUGUCCCAGAGGUACCAUUCGAAUCAUGCGAUGUCGCGCUUCGUCAAGGAUACGGAGAGGCGAAGCACGUUUGUGAGCGGAUUUGUCUCGCUGCGUCUAAGGUGGGUGUGUCGACAACUAUUCUCCGGUUGGGACAGAUUGGCGGUCCUACCACGGACGCUGGGAUGUGGAAUCCGUGGGAGUGGCUGCCAGCUAUUGUGCAAACAUCCAAGACCAUCGGCAAGAUCCCUCAUACAUUGGGUGCUGCGCCGCUCGAUUGGAUUCCAGUGGACACCCUCUCAACCAUAAUCCAAGACCUCAUUCACACCCGCCAAACCCAGGAUUCAAACACCUGCGCAGUCUUCCACCUCGUUAACCCCACCCGCACAACAUGGGAAGCCCUCCUCCCUUCCAUCCACAAAGCCUAUAGCAACACCAUACAACCCGUCGACAUGCAAGACUGGAUCAAAGAGUUGGAGCGUAUCGAGAAGCCCUCUCCUGAAGAUCUCGCUACGAAACCAGCUCUCAAGUUGCUGGGCUUCUAUAGAAGUCUGGUCCAGGGUGAGGGGGCGCUUUCUGUGCCGCUUAGCGUGGAGAGGACGAAGGAGUCGAGUGUGACGAUGCAGGGCUUGGGGCCGAUUUCGGGCGAGUUGAUGGGGAAUUGGUUGAGGCAGUGGAACUUUUGAGUGUAUGAGGGCUAGUUGUUGAUAGCACGGAUAUAUAACUAGGGGUACCAGUGCAAUGUACUUACUGCUGCUGAAUUACUUCUUAAGGUCACUAAAAGAACAAUGACU